Alligator mississippiensis (American alligator) is the source of this 3672-nucleotide messenger RNA. RefSeq names its product T-box transcription factor 2 (gene TBX2). Gene Ontology annotation, molecular function: DNA-binding transcription factor activity, RNA polymerase II-specific; RNA polymerase II cis-regulatory region sequence-specific DNA binding. The coding region runs from base 475 to 2535 and encodes 686 amino acids. Lineage: Eukaryota; Metazoa; Chordata; Crocodylia; Alligatoridae. The record is from RefSeq and is a predicted model, not a curated record. Gene Ontology annotation, biological process: cell fate specification; positive regulation of DNA-templated transcription; regulation of transcription by RNA polymerase II. Gene Ontology annotation, cellular component: nucleus. The transcript is spliced from 8 exons.
CCUGCUGCCGGCUCGCGAUCGGCCCGGCUGGGCAGCGGGCGAGGCGCCCUGCAGCCCAGAUCUUGGCCGGAGCUGUCAAAACCACGCCUAUGGAGAUCCACAAUUGGUCUGAAACGCGUAAAAUCAGCAAUCAAGGGGGCUUGGCUCAUUAGCGAGGGGAUCAGAGCAGGAAGGACAUGUGAGAGAGUCGCAGUUUUGCAGAGAUCGGGACGAGCUCUCAGCCGCUCCCACUCCGGGCCCCGCAGCCUCCGCCUGCCCGCCUGCCCGCGGGGUGGGCCGGCCGGGCGGCUCCCCGAGGAGCGGCUGCGCUGGGGGAGCCCCCGCGGGCCCGCGUCCCCCCGCGUGGAGCCGCAGAGCGCUUCCCCGGAGCAGCAGCGAUCUCCGCCUGCAAGCUGGGCGCCCCUCCCGCGCUCCCCCGCAGCCCCGGCUCGGGCCGGCUCGGACCUCCGUCCCCCUGGAUUUGUGGAUGCCCCGAUGAGAGAUCCAGCGUUCCCGGGGACUGCCAUGGCUUACCACCCUUUCCACGCGCCCAGACCGGCCGAUUUCCCCAUGUCCGCCUUCCUAGCCGCCGCCCAGCCCUCCUUCUUCCCGGCCCUGGCGCUGCCUCCGGCCGCGCUGGCUAAGCCCAUGCCGGACCCGAGCUUGGCGGGGGCGGCCGAGGCCGGGCUGCACGUUACGGCCCUGGGGCACCAUCACCAGGCGGCCCAUCUGCGGUCCCUCAAGAGCCUGGAGCCCGAGGAGGAGGUCGAGGACGACCCCAAAGUGACUCUGGAAGCCAAGGAGCUGUGGGACCAGUUCCACAAGCUGGGCACCGAGAUGGUGAUCACCAAGUCCGGCAGGAGGAUGUUCCCCCCGUUCAAAGUGCGGGUGAGCGGCCUGGACAAGAAGGCCAAGUACAUCCUGCUCAUGGACAUCGUGGCGGCCGACGAUUGCCGCUACAAGUUCCACAACUCGCGCUGGAUGGUGGCCGGCAAAGCGGACCCCGAGAUGCCCAAGCGCAUGUACAUCCACCCGGACAGCCCGGCCACGGGCGAGCAGUGGAUGGCCAAGCCCGUGGCCUUCCACAAGCUCAAGCUCACCAACAACAUCUCGGACAAGCACGGCUUUACCAUCCUGAACUCCAUGCACAAGUACCAGCCCCGCUUCCACAUCGUGCGGGCCAACGACAUCCUCAAGCUGCCCUACAGCACCUUCCGGACCUACGUGUUCCCCGAGACCGACUUCAUCGCGGUCACCGCCUACCAGAACGACAAGAUCACGCAGCUGAAAAUCGAUAACAACCCUUUCGCCAAGGGCUUUCGGGACACGGGCAAUGGGCGGCGAGAGAAGAGGAAGCAGCUGACGCUCCCGUCGCUGCGGAUGUACGAGGAGCAGUGCAAGCCCGACCGGGACGGCGGCGACUCGGACGCCUCGUCGUGCGAGCCCGCCCCGGCGCGAGACGCGCUGCACUCGCCCCUGGGCUCGGCCCCCAGCCCGCUCCGGCUCGGCCGCGCCGGCAGAGAGGAGAAGCCGAGCGCAGACAGCGACCCCGAGCCGGAGAAGCUGCCCGAGGAGCGGCGGGGCAGCCCGGGCGCGGAGGAGGCGAGCCCGCGCGGCAGCCCGCGGCCGCAGGAGGAGCGGGAGCGGGAGCGGGAGCGGGGCAGGGGGCGGCCCAGCCCGGACAAGGCCAAGGAGGGCGAGGGCCCGCGGGGCCCGGACAGGGACAAGGACAAGGACAAGGACAAGCCCGAGGGGCGGCGGAAAGAGCCGGAGGCGGCCAAGAAGGAGGCAGAGGGCGGCGGGCCGGGCAAGGAGCCCUUCGCCCCGCUGCUGGUGCAGACGGACAGCCCCCCGCACCUGGGCGGGCACCUGCAGAGCCUGGCGCUGUCGGGGCUGCCCGCGCAGCAGUUCUUCAACCCGCUGGGCGCCGGCCAGCCGCUCUUCAUCCACCCGGGGCAGCUGGCCAUGGCGCCCGGCGCCUUCUCGGCCAUGGGCAUGGGACACUUGCUGGCCUCGGUGGCCGGCGGCGGCAGCCUGGAGAACGGGGCGCAGGGCGCCGCCACCCCCUUCCCCUUCCACCUCUCCCAGCACAUGCUGGCGUCUCAGGGAAUCCCGAUGCCCACCUUUGGCGGACUCUUCCCUUACCCCUACACGUACAUGGCAGCGGCGGCGGCGGCGGCCUCGGCCAUGCCGGCCAGCAGCGCGGCCGCGGCGGCCGGCUCCCUGUCGCGGAGCCCCUUCCUGAGCAGCGCCCGGCCCCGCCUGCGCUUCAGCCCCUACCAGCUGCCCGUCACCAUCCCGCCCAGCACCAACCUCCUGACCACGGGCCUGCCCGCCAGCCUGCACCCCGGCUCCGACGGCUCCAAGGCGGGCAGCAGCCGGGAGCCCAGCCCCCUGCCCGACCUGCCCCUGCACAAAGCCGGCGGGCAGCGCGGCGCCCUGUCGCCCAAAGGCUCCAUGAAGGAGUCCAUCAACGAACUGCAGAACAUCCAGAGACUCGUCAGCGGCCUGGAGAGCCAGAGGGACGUGUCCCCCGGCCGGGAGUCCCCCAAGUGACCGCCUGAGCGGCCCCCGGGGCUGGGGAGCACUGGCAGCGUGUACAGCACAGGAUCCCUAUUUAUUGCAAGCAGCGGGGUGGGUGGGGGGCAGCCAGCGCCCCUCCAGGGCCAGCAGAGGCGGGAGGAGCCGGCCCGGGGAGCCCCGCGGCCCCCAGCCCCGCGCCAGGCGGGGGCACGGCUCGGGAAGCCCCCCACUUGCAGCCUCUGCGGCCCCGCAGGCGCAGGCGUGUGCCCAGCCUCCCUCGGACGGGAGAGGCUCCCCCCAGCCCGGCCAUCCUAGACGGGAGGCACAAGGCACAGACUCGCGCAGGACCUGGCGCAAGGAGAGCCAAGGACCUGCCCGCGCCCGGGCCGCCGAGAGCACAGCCCGCUGCCGGGGCUGGGAACCGACCUGUGCACCAGACAGAUAUUUAUGGAAUAAAUCGUAAUUUGUGUAAAUAAGCUCUAAGGAUCCCAGAAUAUGCAAAUCCGUAUUAAUUUAUUCAGAGUUGUACAUUGGUGUGUACAUAAUAUUUAGAGUUUUAACUCCUGACAUUUAAUUUUGUUUUGUUUUGGUUUUAUUUUAUUUUUUUUUGUUUUGUUUUGUUUUCUUUCUCAUUUUACAUGACCGCGUCUCUCGGCCCGGGACCCCGACCUGCCCGGCCCCCCUUAGCUCUGUGAUGGAAGGAGAUCUUGGUUUCUGUAACCGUGUUUCCCAAUGUUGCUUCUCCCGCCUGUGCUUCGGGCUGCCGUCGGGACGGGCUGGGCCGUCGUUGCCAUCGGACAGCAGGUCUUUAGGGGACUUUUUUUUUCCUCCCGAGGGAAACCAAAGGCGAUGCCCCGCGUCUCCCCGUCUCCCCGCAGCGCGGGCUCUAGGGAAUGCAGGAAUAAACCUCAGGUUUUUUUUAUUUUUCACUCCGGAACAAAUAAUAAUAAUAAUAAUAUUAAUAAGAAGAAAUUUAAAUCUCGCACGGGCUCUUCUCUAUAUUUGUUUGGGAAAAAAAAAUAAGGAAAAAAAUAACCUCCCCCCCUCCCCUUUCCAAACCAGACCCCCAAACCAAAGCAGUGCCCCGAGCGGAGGCGCUGGGGCGCGGGUCUCGCUGUGCGGGUUUGAUGACAUGCUCUCACCUCUGUCAAUAAAAAAUACUCAAAGGCG